Messenger RNA from Erythranthe guttata (spotted monkey flower), 1835 nucleotides. RefSeq names its product UDP glycosyltransferase 9. Gene Ontology annotation, molecular function: quercetin 3-O-glucosyltransferase activity; quercetin 7-O-glucosyltransferase activity. The record is from RefSeq and is a predicted model, not a curated record. Lineage: Eukaryota; Viridiplantae; Streptophyta; Magnoliopsida; Lamiales; Phrymaceae.
CAUAACUUCAAAAAACAAAAUUGUUAUUUAUAUGAACUAUUUCUAGUCACCUAAUAAUUACUCAAUCAAAAUAGUUGGCAUCUUUGUAAUAAUAAACCCCUUGUCUAUCUAAUCACAUGUAAGAAGGCCAAACUUAUUUAAUUUUUGUCUAUCCUUUUCAGUAUCAGUCUAUUCUUUUAAGCCCUUCACCAUUCUUUUAUUUGUCUAAAAGUCCUUAUAAAUAAGCACAAAGCACAAAAGAUUAUUACACCAAAUUAAAAAAAAAAUGGCAACAAAUUCUCAUAUUAUUGCAAUUCCUUUCCCUCUACAAGGCCACAUAAAUCCCAUGGUGCAGCUCUGUAACCGCCUAAUAUCGAAAGGCAUUCGCGUUACGUUAGUCACGACUUUUUCCAUUAGCAAAACCCUUCAAAAUCGAACCGACGAAAACACGAUAAACAUCGAAACGGUUCCCGAUAUUGAUUCCACCGUAAAUGGUGGAGACGAAAACUUAGAUAUAUACGAAGUUUUUAUUCGGAAUUUCAGAGCUUCGAUUACGAAUGGCGUUCCCGAUAUUAUUCGGAAACAUAGUAGCUCCGGCCACCAUGUGAAGGCGGUUGUGUACGAUUCGGUUAUUCCUUGGUGUUUGGAUAUUGCUAAGGGGAAUGGACUAAGAGGGGCGGUGCUAUUCACGCAACCGUGUACCGUUUGUUCGAUAUUCUACCAUCUCCACGAGGGCAAUUUGGAGAUUUCAAGCGAUGAGGUUGGCUUCGAGGUUUCUUUGCCCGGAAUGCCGGUUAUGGGGUUGAAAGAUUUGCCUACGCUUGUUUACGAUAUGAAUUCUUAUCCGUCUCUGUUGAGGCUUUUGGUGGAGCAAUUCUCGACUUUUGAGAACGCCGACUGGCGCUUAUUCAACACGUUCGACAAGCUCGAGGAUGAGAUACUGAAAUGGAUGUCGAACAAAUACCCGAUUCGGACAAUAGGGCCAACCGUCCCAUCAAUGUACGCAGACAAGAGAUUAAAAGGAAAUUACGAUUACGGCCUCAGCCUCUUCAAGCCAAGCACCGAAUCUUGCUUCCAGUGGCUAGAAACAAAAGAAGACCGUUCCGUUAUCUACGUAUCUUUCGGAAGCUUAGCCGAUCUAACGGAGAAACAAAUGGAGGAGCUAGCAUGGGGCCUCGUCGAAACCAAACGCAACUUUCUAUGGGUAGUGAGAGAAACCGAACAAUGCAAAAUUCCUAAAGAUUUCGUCUCGGAGAGAGGCCUGAUAGUGAAUUGGUGCACGCAGCUAGAAGUUCUCUCUCAUCGAUCCGUGGGGUGCUUUUUCACGCACGGGGGGUGGAAUUCGACUCUGGAGGCGUUGUGCUUGGGUGUGGCAUUAGUGGUUAUGCCACAGUGGACGGACCAAACGACUAACGCCAAGCUCAUAGCUGAUGUGUGGCGGAACGGGGUUCGAGUUAAGUGUGAUCCAAACGGGAUUGUUAGUAGAGAGGAAGUGGUGGCUUGCGUGAACGAGGUUAUGGAAGGGGAGAGUGGGGAUGUCAUAAGACGAAACGCCGUUAAAUGGAAGGAGAUGGCGGUCGAAGCGGUUAGUGAAGGAGGAAGCUCCGAUACGAACAUUGCAGAAUUUGCAGAAGAAAUUCUACGUACGUAGUUCUUUUUUUUCUUUUUCCUAAGUUAAAAGAAACAAGCUUUGAAGCCACGACUCCAAGGCCAUGUAUCAUAAACAAAUCGAAUGGUCGAGAGAAGCAAACAUGCGAUGCCUGCAUCGACUACGAUAAACAUAUUACUUUUAUGUUAUUUUUAUUUCAAGUCACGAUACUUCUAAUGCAUUAGUCAAAAUGUCCACAAAUAAACGA